CCGUGUCCCCCCGUGUCCUCCAGCCCAGUGCCCAGCGGGGGUCCCCCUCAGAGGGGACACGGGCACGGCUGGCUCAGGGACAUGGGGACACGGGACAGGACGUGGGGACACGGGGCUGGGAGGACACAGGAGACAUGAGGAGACACAGGGGACAUGAGGGGACACAGACAGGGACAUGAGGGGACACAGACAGGGACAUGGGGACAGGGAGGACACAGGGGACAUGAGGGGACACAGAGGGACGUGGGGACACAGACAGGGACGUGGGGACAGGGAGGACACAGGAGACAUGAGGGGACACAGGACAGGGACACAGGGGACAUGAGGGGACACAGACAGGGACACAGGGGACAUGAGGGGACACAGGGGACAUGAGGGGACACAGGACAGGGACACAGGGGACAUGAGGGGAUACAGACAGGGACACAGGAGACAUGAGGGGACACAGACAGGGACGUGGGGACAGGGAGGACACAGGGGACACAGACAGGGACGUGGGGACUCAGGGGGUCAGCGUGACCAGCAGCCGCUGUCCUGGCACAUCCGUGUCCCCGUGCCGGAUCCCGGAUGUCCCAUGCCAUCUCCUUCUCCCAGGAAACGGGGGGAUGUCACCCUGAUGUCACCGUGCCCCCCCCAGCUGCCAGCUGUGCCCAAUCGGUGUCACCGCAGCUGGUGGCACUUCUGGGCACUUCCAUAAAUCCCGGAGCCGCUUGGCAGUGCCGGAGCCGGGCCCGUGAGUGGCACCAGGGUGGGUGACACUGCUGGUGGCCACGAGGACACCCCAGGAACUGUGACAGUGGUGUCACCUGGACCCCGCUGUCCAGGACAGGCAUGGCCCGAGUGACGGGGCCGGGGGUCCCCGUGGGGCUCGUGGCCACCGCCGUGCUGUGGGUGACAGCCGUGAGGGCAGCCACAGGGCGCUGGUGCGAGCGCACGGUGCAGGUGACGGAGCAGGAGGAGGUGACGCCGCGGCGCGAGGCCACCGUGCCGUGUCCCAGUUUGUACCAGUACAGCCUGGCCGGGUGGCGGCUGGACCGGGACCGCACGCGCCGGGAACGCGGGAAUCCCCCCGGGGACACCGGCGGCGACCCCCCCCUCUGCCACAUCUACCGCCCCCCGGAGCUGCAGCCGGUGAUCCGGAACCACACGGAACGCGGCUGCUGUCCCGGCUGGAGCGGAGCCCGCUGCACUGAGGGUCCCGGCUCCCUGGGCCGCUGUUUCAGCGCAUGGCAGUGCCAGGACGGCGCCGGUGGAGGCAAUGGCAGCGCCAUGAGCCGCGCCGAGUGCUGCCAGCACCCCUGGGGACACAGCUGGCGCGGCGGGGACAGCGGGGGGCCCUGCCUGCCCUGCACCCGCCUGCCCCUGGGUGGGGACGGGGGGUCCCGGGGCCACCGCAGCCCCCCGGCCACGUGCCAGGCCUGGGCCGGGACGCGCUUCCGCACCUUCGACGGGCGGCACUUCGGCUUCGCCGGCUCCUGCCGGUACAGCCUGGCCACCGCCACCGACGGCACCUGGGACAUCACCGUGGGGCUCGGACACCCCCGGGUGCUGCUGAUGACGUUCGGGACGGCCGCGGUGGUGGCCGAGGGACGGAACGUGUCGGUGAACGGGGCGGCGGUGCCGGAGGGACGCCCGUACCUGCACAAAGGGCUCGGUGUCACCUGGCCGGGUGACUGGGUGGCCGUGGCCAGCAGCCUGGGCGUGCGGGUGGCCUGGGACGGUCACCUGGCAGUGACGGUGACAGCGGAGCCUGAACUGCGCGGUGCCACCUGGGGGCUGUGUGGCACCUACACCGACGACCCUGCAGACGAUUUCGUGCGCCCCGACGGGGCCAUCGCUGCCUUCCCCGCCGCCUUUGGCAACUCCUGGAAGGUGCCGGUGGCUGCCACGGAGCCCCCGUGCAGGGACGUGCCAGAGGGGGACACCGCGUGUGGCCCGGCUGAGCUGGCACCGGCGGUGGCCACGUGCGGGCGGCUGCUGGCCCAGCCCUUCCGGCAGUGCCACGGCGAGGUGGACCCCAGCGGCUUCUACGCAGCGUGUGUGGCACUGCUGUGCGGGGACGGGGACCCUGUGUCCCCUCCCGGUCCCCUGCCACCCCCCGAUCCCCUGUCCGGUCCCCUGUCGCCCCCCGAUCCCCUGUCCCCCCCCGGUCCCCUGUCCCCCCCCGGUCCCCUGCCACCCCCCGAUCCCCUUGCUCCCGCCGCCAGCUCCACGUCCCCUGGCGCCAGCCCGGUGUCUGCGGUAGGAACCGGGGGGUCCCCUCCCCUUCCCGUCCCCGCGGUGCCGCCGGUGCCAUGGCAGUGUCCCCGCCCCGCAGAGCGCCGCUGUCCCCCGGGCCAGCGCUUCACCGACUGCGUGUCGCUGUGCCCGGUCACCUGCGGCACGGCGGGCGAGCAGGGCCCGUGCCACCGGCACUGCCACGGCGGCUGCCAGUGCGGCCCGGGGCUGGCCCGGGACGGCCCGAGCUGUGUCCCCGCCGCCGCCUGCCCCUGCCACCACCGGCGACAGCGCUACGAGCCCGGCCAGAGCAUCCGCCAGCGCUGCAACCGCUGCACGUGCGAGGGUGGCCGCUGGCGCUGUGAGCAGCGGCGGUGCCCGGCCGAGUGCGCGGUGCUGGGGGGACGUCACUUUGUCACCUUCGACCGCCGCCGCUUCUCCCUGCCCGCCCCCUGUGCCCACACGCUGCUGGAGGACUUCGUGGCGGGGCGGCUGCUGAUCACAGCCGAGCACGAGCCCUGCGACAGCCACCUCGGCUGUCCCCGCAGCCUCACUGUCACCACCAACCGCACCACGGCCCGGCUGCACGGCACAGGGGAGGUGACAGUGGCCGGGCGGGAGGUGACGCUGCCCUUCUCCGGCUCCGGGCUGAGCAUCCGCCGCGCGUCCUCCGCCUUCCUGCACCUGCAGCUGCCCGACGGCCACAUCCUCUGGGGCCUGGGGACCCCCGACACCUUCGUGACCCUGCAGCCCGCCAUGGCCGGCGCGGUGCGGGGGCUCUGCGGGACCUUCAACGGGGACCAGCGCGACGACUUCACGACGCCGGCGGGGGACGUGGAGCCGGGAGCGGCCGCCUUCGCCAACGCCUUCCGUGCGGCCGGAGCCUGCCCGGCGCUGGGCCCCGACCUUCCCGACCCCUGCGCCGCCUUCCCCGGGAGCCGGGAGCGCGCCGAGGCCGCCUGCGCCGUGCUCAUGGGACCGGCCUUCCAGCCGUGUCACCGCGCCGUGGAUCCGGAGCCGUUCCUGGAGCUGUGCCGGUGGGAUGUGUGCUCCUGCCGGGAACGGGAGCGGGACCGGGAGCGCUGCCGGUGCCCCGCGCUGGGAGCCUACGGCCGGGAAUGCGCCCGGGAGGGAACCGAGCUGGAGUGGAGGAACCGGAGCCUCUGCGACGAGCCGUGUCCCGGGGGGCAGCAGUACCGGGACUGCGGGGGUCCCUGCGGCCGUUCCUGCUCAGAGCCCCCCGGAGCCAGCGACUGUCCCCCUCCGGACACCCUCUGUGUCCCCGGCUGCCGCUGCCCCCCGGGGCUGCUGCUGGCCCAGGGGGGUCAGUGUGUCCCCCCCGCCGCCUGCCCGUGUCCCCGCGGCGCCCGCCUGUACCCCCCCGGCGCCCGCAUCCGCCGCGGCUGCCAGGCCUGUGUGUGCGCGGGGGGGUCGUGGCGCUGCGCCCCCGCCCCGUGUCCCCCCGCCCCGCGCUGUCCCCCGGGGCUGCUGCACUCCCCGGGCUCCUGCCUGCGCCGCUGCGACCCCGCCGAGCCCUCCGGCACCUGCGGCGGCCCCGCCGACGGCUGCGUGUGCCCCCCCGGGACCCUCUUCCUGGUGGGUGACAGCCCCGGGGGGGUGCGGGGGUCCCCCCGAGCCCCCCUGAGCAAGGUCUGGUCGCAGGGCGGGCGCUGCGUGUCCCCGGACGAGUGUCCCUGUCACCACGGCGGGCGGCUGUACCCGCCCAACGCCACCAUCGCCCGCGACUGCAACACCUGCGUGUGCCGGGGACAGCGGUGGCGCUGCGGGCGCGAGGAGUGCGCGGGGACCUGCGUGGCCACGGGGGACCCGCACUAUGUCACCUUCGAUGGCCGCGCCUUCACCUUCGCGGGGGACUGCGAGUACCUGCUGGCACGCGAGGCCUCCGGGCUCUUCGCUGUCACCGCCGAGAACGUCCCGUGCGGUGCCACCGGUGUCACCUGCACCAAGUCGGUGGUGGUGGCCAUGGGGAACACCGUGGUGCACAUGCUGCGGGGACGGGAGGUGACAGUGAACGGGGUGGCCGUGCGACCCCCAAAGGUGUUCGGGGGCUCGGGGCUGGCGCUGCAGCGAGCGGGGCUCUUCCUGCUGCUCCUCACCCGCCUGGGGCUGGCCGUGCUGUGGGACGGAGGGACCCGCGUGUACGUGCGCGUGUCCCCGCGGCUGCGGGGCCGCCUGGCCGGGCUCUGCGGGAACUUCGACGGCGACGCCGAGAACGAUUUCGGGAGCCGGGACGGGGCCCUGGAGGCGACCCCCGAGAUCUUCGGGGACUCCUGGCGCCUCAGCCCCCUCUGCCCGGAGGCCGACGGGCACCGCCCGCACCCCUGCGAUGACAGCCCCCAGCGCUCGGCCUGGGCGCGGGGUCGCUGCGGGGUCCUGCAGCACCAGCUCUUCGCCCCCUGCCACGAGCUGGUGCCCCCCCAGCGCUUCUACGAGUGGUGCCUGUUCGACGCCUGCGGCUGUGACAGCGGCGGGGACUGCGAGUGCCUGUGCACGGCCCUGGCCGCCUACGCCGAGGAGUGCGGCCGGCGGGGGAGAGCCCUGCGCUGGCGGAGCCAGGGGCUGUGCCCCCUGCAGUGCGAGGGGGGGCAGGAGUACAACCCCUGCGGCCCCCCCUGCCCCCCCACCUGCCGCGACCUCGGCCGGGAGCCCCCCGAGCUCUGCGGGGCCCUGGGCUGCCUCGAGGGCUGUUUCUGCCCCCCCGGGAGGGUCCUGCACGAGGGGCUGUGCCUGGAGCCCCCCGCCUGCCCCUGCUUCUGGGACGGGUUCGCCUUCCCGGCCGGGGCCACCGUGAGCCAGGGCUGCAGCAACUGCACGUGUCUCGAGGGGCGCUGGCAGUGCCCCCCGACCCCGUCCCCGUGUCCCGCCGCCCCCGGCUGCGCCCCCUGGGAGUUCCAGUGCCGGGGCGGGGGUCUCUGCGUGCCGGGGGCCUGGCUCUGCGACAACGAGGACGACUGCGGGGACGGCUCUGACGAGCUGUGCGACCCUCCCUGCGCCCCCCAGCAGCCCCGCUGCCCCGGCGGGCGCUGCCUGCCCUGGGGGGCUCUGUGUGACGGUGUCACCCAGUGUCCCGACGGCUGGGACGAGGCGGGGUGUCCUCCCCUGCCCUGCGCCCCCCCCGAGUUCGCCUGUGCCGGGGGUCGCUGCCUCCCCCCCGCCCGGGUCUGCGACGGGCGGCUCGAUUGUCCCCCCGGGGAUGACUCGGACGAGGCGGGCUGCGCCCCCCGGUGCGGGCCGGGGCAGUUCAGGUGCGGGGGGGGCCGGUGUGUCCCGUACCCCCAGCGCUGCGACGGCCGCGACGACUGCGGGGACGGGAGCGACGAGAGCGGCUGUCCCUGCCCCGAGGGGCACCUGCCGUGUCCCGGGGGGGGCUGCCAGCCCCCCGCCGCUCUCUGCGACGGCCACCGCCACUGCCCCGACGGCGCGGACGAGGCCGAUUGUCCCGCGCGGGCCACCUGCGCCCCCGGCACCGUCCCGUGCCCCGACGGCUCCUGCGUGCCGGAGGUCGCCGUGUGCGACGGCUCCCGCGACUGUCGCGACGGCUGGGACGAGAGUCCGGCGGGGUGCGCGGUGGCGCUGCCCCCCGCGCCGCUGGCACCUGGCACCGGCAUUGUCACCGCCACUGGCACCAUUGGCACCGCCACUGGCACCGCUGGCACCGCCACUGGCACCGCCACUGUCGCCGACAUUGUCACCGCUGGCACCGCCACUGGCACCGCCGGCACCGCCGACACUGUCAUCGCGGUCACCGGCGCCAUCGGCACUGUCGCCAACGCUGUCACUGUCAGUGACACUGACACUGUCGCCGACACCGCCCCCGGCACCGCCGCUGUCGCCGACACUGUCGCUGUCCCCGUCCCCGCCGGUCCCUCGGCCGGGCCCUGUCCCGGCCGGUCCCUGCGCUGCGACAGCGGCGGCUGCGUCCCGCGGGGGUGGCGCUGCGAUGGCGACAGCGACUGUCCCGAUGGCAGCGACGAGAGAGGCUGCGACCCCCCGUGCGCCCCCGGCCACCUGCCCUGCGACCCCCCCUGCGCCCCCGGACUCGCCCCCUGCGCCCCCGCCUGCGUCCCCCCUCUCCGCCUCUGCGACGGCGUCCCCCAAUGUCGCGACAGCGCCGACGAGACCCCCCAGCUGUGCGAGCCCCCCGGCCCCGGGAGCAGCCCGGGGGGUCCCUGCACAGAGUUCGACUGCGGGGACGGGGAAUGUGUCACCUUCCAGCAGGUGUGUGACGGGGUGCGGGACUGCGGCUCGGGUGGGGACGAGCGGGGGUGCGGCCGCUGGGGGUCCUGGGGGCCCUGGGGGUCGUGCAGCCGCCCCUGCGGGCCCGGGGGACAGCGCCGCACGCGGGGAUGUCACCAGAGCCACCCGGGGCUGCUGCGAGCGUGCCGGGGCCAACGCGAGCAGGAGAGACCCUGCUUCCACCGGGCCUGCCCGGGCUGCCCGGGGGGCUUUCGGGGACCCCGCGGUCCGAGGGGUUUGGGGGUUCUGAGGCCCCCCUUAACUCUCCCCCCUCCCUCAGUGGACGGCGCGUGGGGCCCGUGGGGACCCUGGUCCGACUGCCCGGGGGGCUGCGGGGGGGUCCGGCUGCGCAGGAGGAGCUGCCAGCCCCCCCAGAACGGCGGCCGCGCCUGCGAGGAGCUGCCCGGGGGGAGCCCCGGAGCCCUGGAGAUGGCCCCCUGUGCCCCGGGGGGGUGCCCCAACGCCUCGGAGUGCGCGGAGGGGCUGCGCCCCCUCCCCUGCGCCCCCUGCCCCGCCUCCUGCGCCGACCUGGCCGCCGCCGUCACCUGCCCGCGGCCCCCGCCCUGCCGCCCAGGGUGCUGGUGCCCGGCGGGGCGGGUGCUGGACGCCCCCGAGCCGGGCGCGGGGCCCGGGGGGUGCGUGCGGCCCCGGGAGUGCCCGUGCUGGGCCGGGGGGCUCCGGUACCCCCCGGGAGCCCCGGUGCCGCUCGGAUGUCGCCUCUGCGCCUGCCUCGAGGGUCGCCUGCGCCACUGCCGCCCCCAGCCCGGCUGCUCAGUGGACUGCGGGUGGUCGUCGUGGUCGCCGUGGGGGUCGUGCGCGGGCCCGUGCGGGACCCCCGGUGUGCAGUGGUCCUUCCGCAGCCCCUCCAACCCCGCCCGCCGCGGCGGGGGGCGGCACUGCCGCGGCAUCUACCGCAAGGCCCGGCGGUGUCGCACGGCGCCGUGCGGGCGGUGCCGGGAGCGGGGCCGGGGGCGCGUCCCCGGUGAGCGCUGGCGCGGGGGUCCCUGCCGGGUGUGCCAGUGCCUGGCGGGCGGGGCCGUGCGCUGUGUCCCCUACUGUCCCCUCCGCCUGUCCGGCUGUCCCCAGGGCCAGGUGCUGCGGGAAGGUGACGGCGGGUCCUGCUGCUCCUGCGGCCCCGCGGGUGACAACGGCACGGCCACCCCGCCCGGGAUGACGACAGCGCUGUCCCCCCCCGCGCCGGCCGAGGGUCCCGGCCCCACGGCCGGGCCCGAGGGGCCGCCCCCGUCAGGGUGGCCCGGGAGCACCGAGCCCCCCCCGGAGCCCCCCAGCGCGGCCGGGGGCACCCCCAGAACGGAGACCCCGCCCGAGGACACCCCGAGCCCCCCCGGAGGCUCCGCCACCCCCCACGAACCCCCCCGGCUCCGCGUGCUGCCCUCGCUGGCUCCCACGGGGGUCACCCCCGCGACCCCCCCAGGCUGUCCCCCCCCGCCCUGGGGGGGGUGGGGGUCCUGCAGCCGCUCCUGCGGGGUGGGGGUCGCUCUGCGGCGCCGGGGGGAGACCCCGCCCGAGGGGGGCUGCGCCCACCCCCCCAACAUCGACAGCCGCGUCUGCUUCGAGCGAGCCUGCCCAGUCGCGGGCGGGUGGGCGCCCUGGGGGUCCUGGAGCCCCUGCGGAGCCCCGUGCGGGGGGGGGCAGCAGAGCCGCCGCCGCAGCUGCAGCGACCCCCCCCCAAAAAACGGGGGCCGGCCGUGCGAGGGAGGGGCCGUGCAGAGCCGGCCCUGCAACCUGCGGCCCUGCGGGGACCCCCCAGCCUGCGCCCCCCAGAUGCUGCUGGUGCCGCCGGGGGGGUGCGAGGAUCUGGGGGUCCCCCCCUGCCCCCCCACCUGUGCGGACCCGAGUGGGAACAGCUCGUGCCCGGGGGGCUGCGAGGAAGGCUGCCGGUGCCGGCCCGGGCUGGUCCUGCAGGGGAGCGGCUGCGUGGAACCCGGCGCCUGUGGGGUCCCUGCAGGGGUCUCUGGGGUCCCCGGAAAUCGGGGCCCCCCCGAGUCCUGCGGGUGGUCGCGCUGGACCCCCUGGACCCGCUGUGACUGCGGCACCGGGACCCGGCAGCGCUUCAGGUCUCCCACCAACCCCUCGGCCGCGGCGGGCGGUGCCCCCUGCCCCGGGACCCCCCGAGAGGUUCGGGGCUGUCCCGAGCUCUGCGGACCCGAGCCCGGGAGCGCGGGGCCACCGGGAGCCACCGAGACACCGCGGGGGACAGGGACACCAGAGACACCGUGGGGCACGGGGACCCCAGAAUCGUUAGACCCCAGAGUCACCGUGGGGCACAGAGACACCGGAGACACCGUGGGGCACGGGGACCCCGGAGACACCGUGGGGCUCGGGGACCCCAGAAUCGCUGUGGGGCUCGGGGACCCCAGAGUCACCGUGGGGCACAGAGACCCCAGAGUCACCGUGGGGCACGGGGACACCGGAGUCACCGUGGGGGACAGGGACACCGGAGACACCGUGGGGCAUGGGGACACCGGAGACACCACACCGGAGACACCGUGGGGCACGGGGACCCCGGAGUCACCGUGGGGCACAGAGACCCCAGAAUCGCUGUGGGGCUCGGGGACCCCAGAAUCGCUGUGGGGCACAGAGACCCCCGAGACACCGUGGGACACAGAGACCCCGGAGUCACCGUGGGACACGGGGACCCCAGAAUCGCCGCGGGUCCCGGGGUCCCUGGAGCCGCUGUGGGUCCCGGAGCCCCCCGAGCCGCCCGUCCCCGCCCGUGGCCGGUGGUCGCCGUGGGGGCCCUGGGGGGGCUGCAGCGCUCCGUGCGGGGGGGGCGAGCGCUGGCGCCGCCGGGGCUGCGGGACCCCCCCGUGCCCGGGCCCGGCCCUGCAGAGCCAGAGCUGCCACAGCCACGUGUGUCGCGAGGCCGGGUGCCCCCCCGGCCGGACCUUCCGCGAGUGCGGGGGGGGCUCCGGGUGUCCCCGGAGCUGCGCCCACCUUGGGGGGGCCGUGGGGUGCGCGGGGGGGUGCCAGGAGGGCUGUCACUGCCCCCCCGGGACCCUCCUGCACCGCCACUCCUGCCUGCAGGUGAGACCCCCGGGAGACCCCCCGGAACCGGGGUGCUGCCCCCCAAAUCCCGGGCUGGGGGCUGGGGGCCAGGGAAAUCUCGGGGUUUGGGGUCCGCAAAUCCGCGGGGGCCCCGAGAGAGGGACCCCCCCCGGGGACCCCCCGAUCCUGGAGCUGCCGCCGGGCGGGACCCUCCGCGUGGGCUGCGCCCGCUGCUCCUGCCUGUGGGGCCGCCUGCGCUGCCCCCCCUGCGCCGAGACCCCCACGGAGACCCCCACGGAGACCCCCACGGAGACCCCCACGGAGACCCCGACCUGCCCGAGCCCCCCCUGCGCCGCGGAGCCCGGCCCCACACGGGAUCUCAGCCCCACGCCCGAUCUCGGCCCCACACUCGAUCUCAGCCCCACACCGGAUCUCAGCCCCACACGGGAUCUCAGCCCCACACCGGAUCUCAGCCCCACACCGGAUCUCAGCCCCACACUCGAUCUCAGCCCCACAUCCCCAGGGGACGAGGAGGAUGCUGGGGGGUCCCCGGGGGUCCCGUGGGGCCCGUGGGGGCCGUGGGGGCCCUGCAGCCGCUCCUGCACCCGGCCCGAGACCCCCGCGAGCCGGAGCCGCCGCCGGGACUGCCCGGGGGGAAACUGUGGGGCGGGGGGCGACAGCCAGAGCCGACCCUGCAACCUGCCCCACUGCCACGCACCCCCCUGCCUGACGCCCCCCUGCCCGUGCCGGUGGAGCCCCUGGGGGUCCUGGGGGUCGUGCUCGCGGCCCUGCGGGGGGGGGCAGCAGCGGCGGCUCCGGGCCUUCGCCCCCCCCGGCCCCGGGGAGCCCUGGUGCCCCCAAAUCCGGGGGGGCCACGAGCAGCGGCGGCCGUGCGGGGUGGAGGCGUGUCGGGUGAACGGCGCGUGGUCCCCGUGGGGUCCCUGGUCGCGCUGUGACGUCACGUGCGGGGGGGGCCGCUCCGUGCGCAGCCGCUCGUGCUCCCGACCCCCCCCCAAAAACGGGGGCAGCCCCUGCCCCGGGGGGGGGCACGAGCUGAGGGUCUGCAACCCCCGGCCCUGCGGCCCGCGGUGCCCCCCCGGGCAGAGCCUGUCCCCCUGCGGGUCGCGGUGCCCGCGGAGCUGCCGGGACCUGCAGGAGGGGGUGUCCUGUCAGGGGGGGGUCCCCUGCGAGCCCGGCUGCCGCUGUCCCCCCGGGACCCUGGAGCAGGACGGGGGCUGUGUCCCCCCCGCCCUGUGCGCCUGUCUGGACUCGGGGGGGCAGCUCUGGGUGCCGGGGGGCAGCGCCCACCCCCGGGGCUGCCACAACUGCACCUGCGCGGGGGGGCGGCUGCGCUGUGUCCCGGGGGGCUGUCCCCCCCCGACCGCCACCCCCGGGACCCCCCCCGGGACCCCCCCCGGGACCCCCCCGUGCGCCUGGAGCCGCUGGAGCCGCUGGGGACCCUGCAGUGUCACCUGCGGGGGGGGGCGGCAGGAGCGCUACCGGACCCCCAUCCCCCCCGAGGGCUCGGGGGGAGCCUGCGGGCCCCCCCAGGAGCAGGUUCGGGGGUGCGAGCCGAGCCCGUGCCCCCCCGUGUGCCCCUGGGCGGGGGGCGAGCGGGGGCUGGGCGAGCGCUGGAGCCCCGGGCCGUGCCGACAGUGCACCUGCACCCCCGAGGGACCCGAGUGCUGGGACACCCCGUGUGCGGCCGAGCCGUGUGACUGGAGCCCCUGGGGGUCCUGGGGACCCUGCGGAGACCCCUGCGCGGGGGGGUCCCGCCUGCGCCACCGGCACCCCCUGAACCCCGAGACCCCCGGGCGGGCGUGCACAGGGGUCCGGACCCAGAGCGAGAGCUGCAGCUCCAGCGCGUGUCCCGACCCCCGGUGCGGCGGGGGGGGCCGGACCCGCAGUCCCUGCGCCGGGCGCUGUCCCCGGACCUGCGGUGACACCUGGGGCCAGGUGCUGUGUCUGCAGGGACCCUGCGAGCCAGGGUGCCGCUGUCCCCCCGGGCAGCUGCUCCAGGACGGUCUCUGUGUCCCCCUGAGCCGCUGUCGCUGCGGGACCCCCGGCGGGGACAACGGGAGCCGCGAGGUGUCCCCGGGGGCCGUGACACAGAUCGGCUGUCACAACUGCACCUGCGAGAACGGAACCUUGACCUGCCCGGUGCUGGCGUGUCCCUCCCCGGGGCCUGCGACCCCCGCGGUCCCCGUGUCCCCCUGGUCCCCCCUGUCCCCCCUGUCCCCCCUGUCCCCUGUGUCCCCUCUGUCCCCUCUGUCCUCCGAGCCCCCUCUGUUCCCCCUCUCUCCCGAGCCCCCCGUGUCCCCCCCCGUGUCCCCCCCCGUGUCCCCCUGGUCCCCCUGGUCCCGCUGCUCCCGCAGUUGCGGCGGAGGGACCCGGAGGCGGCACCGGCAGUGCCGGGAGGGCCCCGGGGCGGGGCCGCGGUGCGAGGGGAGCCCCGCGGAGGAGACGUCGGCGUGUAACGGCCAGGAGUGUCCCGUGGCCCCAGGCUGCCCCCCAGGCGAGGUGUGGCUGGACCCCGGCCCCGCCUGUGAGCGCAGCUGCCAGGACCUGGCGGAGCCCCCCGGGACUUGCGGGGGGACCCCCAUGACCCUCGGACCCUCCGGAUCCUCCGAGACCCCCGCGACCCCCGGGACCCCCGUGACUCCGGACACCUCCAGCACCCCCGCGACCCCCGGGACCCCCGGGACCCCCGGGACCCUCGGGACCCUCGGCCCUCCCGCGGCUCUCGGUACCGCCCGGACCCCGGCGCGCUGUGCCUGCGCCCCGGGCCGGUACCGGAACGGCUCCGGGCAGUGCGUGAGCGCGGGGGGCUGCGGGUGCCGCUACCGCGGGGAGCUGCGAGCGGCCGGCAGCGAGUGGCAGGAGCGGUGCGGGACCUGUCGCUGCUCCGAGGGACGCGUCACCUGCGCCACCUCCUGCCCCGCGCUCACCUGCCCGGAGGGCACGGAGCCGGUGCGGGAGCCCGGGAGCUGCUGCCCCGUGUGCCGGGACGAGUGGCCAGAGGAGCCCCCCGGGCCGUGCCGGCUCCUCACGGCGCUCCGGAGCAUCUCCAAGGGCGCGUGUGUCCUGCGGGGCGUCCGUGUCACCUACUGCGCGGGGACGUGUCGCUCCCGCACCGCCGUCAGCGCGCAGGAGCCGUUCGUGCGGGCGCUGUGCGAGUGCUGCAGUUACCGGCUGGACCCGGCCCGGCCCGUGCGGGCUCUGCUGCUGCCGUGUCCCCGCGGCCGCCCCCGGCCCGCGCUGCUGCCCCGCAUCGCGCACUGCCGCUGCGAGCCCUGCCGGGGCGGGGACUUCACCCGGCGCUGAGGAGCCCCCCGGGCUCAGCCCCGCGCCCCCCGCCCGGGGCGGCACCGGGGAGCCGCUGAUCGAGCCCAAUAAACAAUAACCGAU
Poecile atricapillus (Black-capped chickadee) is the source of this 12891-nucleotide messenger RNA. Its product is annotated as SCO-spondin-like. The transcript is spliced from 67 exons. Gene Ontology annotation, molecular function: protein binding. Bases 832 to 12807 code for a protein of 3991 amino acids. The record is from RefSeq and is a predicted model, not a curated record. Lineage: Eukaryota; Metazoa; Chordata; Aves; Passeriformes; Paridae. Gene Ontology annotation, cellular component: extracellular matrix; extracellular region.